Messenger RNA from Vigna angularis (adzuki bean), 1068 nucleotides. Its product is annotated as chlorophyll a-b binding protein CP29.3, chloroplastic. Gene Ontology annotation, biological process: photosynthesis, light harvesting in photosystem I; response to light stimulus. The record is from RefSeq and is a predicted model, not a curated record. Gene Ontology annotation, cellular component: plastoglobule; chloroplast thylakoid membrane; chloroplast envelope. Bases 99 to 935 code for a protein of 278 amino acids. NCBI's taxonomy places the organism in Eukaryota, Viridiplantae, Streptophyta, Magnoliopsida, Fabales, Fabaceae. The transcript has 2 exons.
ACCGAAAAAACAUACUUAACCAUAUUCGUAUAUAAACAUCCUUUUCCCACACUUUUUCCACCCAUAAACAACACCUCACUACUCUUCAAAACACCGAUAUGGCCUCCAUCGCCGCCACCACAUCAUACUUCUUCGGCACCCGUCUCUACAGCCCAACAACCUUAAACACCGGAAGGUUCCACGCGCUCUUCAACUUCGGCACCAAGAAGGCGCCGCCGCCCCCGCCGAAGAAAAAGGAAGUCAAAGUGAAACCCUCCUCCGGCGACCGCCUGGUGUGGUUCCCGAAUGCAGAGCCACCGGAGUGGCUCGACGGAAGCAUGAUCGGCGACCGAGGGUUCGAUCCGUUCGGGUUCUCAAAGCCCGCGGAGUACCUGCAGUUUGACCUGGACUCGCUGGAUCAGAACCUCGCGAAGAACGUCGCCGGCGAAAUCAUCGGAACAAGGGUGGAGGUUGCAGAGGUCAAACCGACGCCGUUUCAGCCCUACACGGAGGUUUUCGGGAUUGAGAGGUUCCGCGAGUGCGAAGUCAUUCACGGAAGGUGGGCAAUGCUGGGUGCUCUCGGUGCUUUGGCCGUUGAGGCUCUCACUGGAGUCGCAUGGCAAGACGCCGGAAAGGUAGAGCUGGUGGAAGGAUCAUCUUACCUGGGACUUCCACUUCCGUUUUCAUUGACAACACUGAUAUGGAUCGAGGUGAUAGUGAUAGGAUACAUAGAGUUUCAAAGAAACGCAGAACUUGACCCAGAGAAAAGGUUGUACCCAGGAGGCAAGUUCUUCGAUCCUUUGGGUUUGGCCAACGACCCUGAAGAAAAAGCCAGACUUCAACUUGCAGAGAUCAAGCAUUCCCGCUUGGCCAUGCUCGUCUUCCUCAUCUUUGCCAUUCAAGCUGCUGUCACUGGAAAAGGUCCUAUCAGUUUUAUUGCUACCUUCAACAAGUGACAUACAUAUAUUACAUAAUAUAACUUUACUCCUCUAAUUUUAUUAAUUCUUUUCGGGACACACCCAAACUAUGAAAACUGCUACCUAUAAUAUCAUGCCCAAUGUUAUGUACGUUUCUACCUGUUGUUCGAUA